UUCUGGACCUGGCAUUUAUGCAAGCCAAACAGCAAGGGUGGUUAUAAAAUAUAGCCCCAAACCUGAUACAGAAAUAUCGUAAUAUGGUACGGCUUUGUAGCCACUUGGUACCCGCCUUUGCCAGGAUUAUCUCUAAACAAAAUGUAAAAUAUGUAUCUUGCGGAUUGUCACAGAGGGCAUUGCGCCCCUUCUCGUGUUUUGGUAAGCAGUUCCAACUUCAGAAAGGGCACCCGGCGAGUUCUGUUUUGGCAGGGAAAGUGGACCGGUUCGGAGGUGUGACUGUUCGUGACUUUCCACCUGACAUCAGUGAACAUUCUUUUAAUACCAUUCUGAAAGAUUCUCUGGCGUCAUGGAGGCAAGAAGGCAAGAUUGCUGUCUGGCUCCACGUUCCCAUCUCCCUCAGUGGGCUGGCGGCAGUGGCAGCCACACAUGGGUUCACCUUCCACCACGCCAGGCAGGACCAGGCCGUGCUGUGCCUGUGGAUGGGAGAGGGGGAGAGCCGUCUGCCUGGCUUUGCCACCCACCAAAUCGGAGUUGCAGGUGCUGUUGUGGAUGAGUCCAGUGGGAAGGUCUUAGUUGUGCAGGACAAGAAUAAGACAAAAAAUGCUUGGAAGUUUCCAGGGGGGCUUUCAGAUCCAGGGGAAAACAUUGGUGCCACAGCAGUGCGGGAAGUUUUCGAGGAAACGGGCGUGCGCUCGGAGUUCCGCUCCCUCCUGAGCAUCCGGCAGCAGCACAACCACCCGGGCGCGUUCGGCAUGUCCGACAUGUACAUCAUCUGCCGCCUGAGCCCUGUCACCUACGACAUCAACUUCUGCACGCAGGAGUGCCUGCGCUGCGAGUGGCUGGACCUGACGGAGCUGGCACAGACCAGCGAAACCACCCCAAUCACCAGCCGGCUGGCCAAGCUGCUCCUGCUCGGUCUGCAGCACGGCUUCCACAACGUUGACCUCACCAUGGAGGAGCUGCCCGCCGUCUACUCAGGACUCUUCUACCAGCUGUACCACCGCCGCUUACCAGACUAGAGCUCUGCCUAAGCAGGCCUGAUGGUAAAGCGGCCCACAUCAUGGCAAAACCACACCACACCACAUCACACCAGGCAGCAACAACAUUACCAGCACUUUGAACAGCUGACGCGAGCCUGUGGUUGGAGUUCUUGCCAUCAUGCUGCCGGUGUGGGCACAGACGAUGAUGAACUGUUACUAUUUUGAAAGAUGGGGUGUUACGGGUGGCAAUAAUAAUAUUCACGGUACACUGGACAGGAUAUUGCUUUCAUACUGAACCACAUGCCUUCUGGCCUGUGGGAAUUCUACACAUCAGUCAAAGGUUAAUUAUGAGGGAGGCUAUUUAAUGAGCUGGGUCUUGACACCAGCGCUGGGGGAUGAUCUGAUCUGAUCUUAUUUAUGAUGUUAUUAGGAUGCCGAGGUGUAUUUCGGCUGGACGGCAAAAGCGCAAUUGGCUUAGCUGGCAUUAGAACUCUAGCGUAAAGUAGGACCUAGCUGUGAAGUCUGUGUGUUUAUUCACUCUUGAAUAAAGCUGGACCCUUGUGAACUAUAAA
This is a messenger RNA of Engraulis encrasicolus (European anchovy), 1555 nucleotides long. RefSeq names its product nudix (nucleoside diphosphate linked moiety X)-type motif 6 (gene nudt6). The record is from RefSeq and is a predicted model, not a curated record. NCBI's taxonomy places the organism in Eukaryota, Metazoa, Chordata, Actinopteri, Clupeiformes, Engraulidae. The transcript is spliced from 5 exons. Bases 84 to 1022 code for a protein of 312 amino acids. Gene Ontology annotation, molecular function: ADP-ribose diphosphatase activity; NADH pyrophosphatase activity; NAD binding.